Molecule: messenger RNA, 1187 nt
Organism: Ectocarpus sp. CCAP 1310/34
Lineage: Eukaryota; Phaeophyceae; Ectocarpales; Ectocarpaceae
Source: the annotation of a GenBank genome assembly
CACACCACUCGCCCAGCUCGUGUGUGCCUUGAGGACGAUCGUUUUGGGAGCCUCCGUGGAUAGUAUGAGGAUCGCUGUUGCUGCUCUCGGGCUAGGCCUAGCUUCAAUUAUCCCAGGUACAGUUGAUGGAUUCGUUGUUCCUGCUGGGAGAGUCGUCGAUGCGGCCCCCUCCUCGAGAAGCGAUUCUCUACACCGCGCCGGAGUCGUGGGGGACCGGAGCCGGUUGGGCCUUAACGGUUUGAGCGGAGGGAACCCGGUCUCGACCCUCAGCCGCGACGGCGGGGCUCGUCAAACUUCCACCGCUGGUGUCACGACAACGGCGUUGCGUGCAAGGGCGGGGCGCGGAGCAGAAGAAGGAGAACAGGAGGACGGGCCAUCUUCCGCUGCUGCGAUGAGCGGGAUCGGGAGCGUCGGGAGCAACGUCCUGCUUCUCGUAGCAUCGGUGAUGGUGGUGAAGGGUCUUCUCCUGCCCGAGAAUGUUCGGCACCUGGGCUUUUGUCCGACCGAGGACCCUAUUAGGGGAAGGGACACCCUGCCGUGGAGGAUGAUGAUUGAGUCCGGCAGAGAGUGCGGCACCAUCCCGGAGGUGAUGACCAAGUACGUCACUGCCCCGCUCGCGUUCCCGGGAACGCCUGAGUGGGGCAUGAUGCUCAACACCAAGGAAGACCUUGCCAAGGACGCCUGGCUGCAAUGACAGUAUGAUGCCAGCCAGGGUGUGCUCCGUUGUUCUGCCUUCUUCACUUGCCCCGUCAGCGCACGCCUGCAGGAUGGAGACGCCUCAGUUGAUGUCAAACGCGAGUAUUCUGUCGUGCAAGCUAUUGCCAUCAUGGAUCGUCCCUGUCGGGGAAAUGACUUCGUCGUCGAUACAGGCAACUCGAGCGUCGAAACACCUCCGAGACCGUCAGUGGUUGAGUUUUGUACGCCGAUGAUGUUGGGCGGAGAUCAAGUGUCUACAGCAGUACCGUAGUGAAUUCCACGACGAGGUCGAGAGAGUCGUAAACAAGCGUACAGAGUAGAUUACGCUACCGCAUGCAGAACGCUUCAGAAGCCUACAGUACAGGAGUGCGCGUACCCAUCAGCGUCCACCUUCUUGUCUGUGAAACAAUCUCCAGUAUCUGCGCAAUACAGGAAUGAAUCCGCGAUGGCCAACCUCCCCUCAGCUGUCUCCCUGUGAUUUAAACGUCAAA